Brassica oleracea var. oleracea is the source of this 1063-nucleotide messenger RNA. Its product is annotated as agamous-like MADS-box protein AGL80. Gene Ontology annotation, biological process: positive regulation of transcription by RNA polymerase II. The transcript has a single exon. Bases 20 to 934 code for a protein of 304 amino acids. Lineage: Eukaryota; Viridiplantae; Streptophyta; Magnoliopsida; Brassicales; Brassicaceae. The record is from RefSeq and is a predicted model, not a curated record. Gene Ontology annotation, molecular function: protein dimerization activity; RNA polymerase II cis-regulatory region sequence-specific DNA binding; DNA-binding transcription factor activity, RNA polymerase II-specific.
ACAAAGAAAAAAAUCCAUCAUGACAAGGAAGAAGGUGAAACUUGCUUUCAUUGCCAAUGAUUCCUCACGAAAAGCAACCUUUAAAAAAAGAAAGAAAGGUUUGAUCAAGAAAGUAAACGAGCUUUCAACACUAUGCGGUAUCAACGCAUGUGCCAUCAUCUACAGCCCCUACGACACCAAUCCUGAGGUAUGGCCAUCAAACUCCGGCGUGCAAAGAAUCAUCUCAGACUUCCGGAAGUUGCCGGAGAUGGACCAGAACAAGAAAAUGGUGGAUCAAGAAGCCUUUCUCAGACAAAGAAUAGCCAAAGCCUCCGAAAAUCUGAAGAAGCAGAGGAAAGACAAUAGGGAGAUGGAGAUGACUGAAGUCAUGUUCCAGUGUUUGGUCGGAAACAUGGGGAUGUUUAAUCUGAACAUUAUGGAUCUUAAUGAUUUGGGUUAUAUGAUUGAUCAAUAUCUUAAAGAUGUUAACCGCAGGAUCGAGAUUUUGGGGAGUUCUGGUGGUGGUAUGGAGCUUGGUGAAACCUCCAACGAUGCUGCAGCGGCUCCUUCUGAAGCCGCUGGAACGUUGGCUAUUGUGCCGACUACAACCGAUACGAUUCAGCCUUAUCAUCAUCAGCAACAACAUCAGAUGUUUCGUCACCAUGCAGCUCCACAUGUUGGACCCUAUGAGCAGCCUCUGAAUCUGAACCUGAGUCAUAGUCAGAAUCAACAACAGGGGUUUACCGAGAUGAUGAUGAACCGUCCCGAGCAAAUGAGUUACGCGGCUGAGCAAAUGGGCUUUCCGUUCAUGAAUGAUAACCAUCACCACCAUCACUACCACCACCACCAGCAGGUCCCUGGCGAAUCAUCCACCACUCCGGCAACAAACGUUAGCGCAAGCAGUGCCAAUCCAGUUACCAGUUCAAAUCCUACCAAUCAUAUAUGGUUCCGUUAGGGUUUGAGAAGUUCACAUUCCGUUCAGACAAAACUAUCUUUCUACAAAAUGUUUCUUUUGUUGUUGUUAUCAGUGCAAUUUAUUUUCUACUUGCUGCCGUUUUUUCCAAUUAUGAUGGUGCUGAUGUCA